AUGCUUUUCCAACAUAGCCGCCAGUCGUUGAGCGUGGAACUCAAUGCCACACUAAAUGAUUACCUGCUAAAAUUCUGCUGGGACAACGCCCGAUGGGAGACUCUGGGACUGGCCUGUGUAGCUGUUUCAAGAGCUGCAACGGACGUUUCCACGAUUGGCCAGUUUUAUAAAUCUGAAAGGGAGCGGCGAGAACUGCAAAGAAAUAGCAUGGACCUUGCAGAUUUGUGUUUGGACAUGGCAUUGUCGCUUGACUGCUUGAAUGACCUACAGUUAAUGCUUCAAUACGAAACAUUCAUCCUUCAUACCUUGGUUGAUGGGGAUCAAAGCUAUCAGUCCUGGAGAAGACUGGGGGAUGUCGCCAGUUCUCUAUUUGCUCUAGGGUACCACCAGCAAAUGGAAAGGCCUCCAUCAGUACCGGAGUUCCUCAGCAAACUUCGACGGUCGGCAUUUGCUCUGGCCUAUGCUGCAGACAAGAACGUGUCUAUCUUUCUUGGCCGCCCCCCACGUAUUAGCAAGAAGUUCUGUCGUCUCAAGCUUCUACCUGACCCCAAUGCAUCGGAGGCCCCGUGGUGGAACCAAGACAAGACCUUUGACUUCAUGCUUGACAUUCAGUGGACAGCAUUGUGUGCAAGUCUGAAAGAAGACGUCCUUGCCCUGUUUGAAGCGGAUGAAUCUGGAGUCAGGCAUAGUGAUGCCAGCGCUAUUCAGGGUACCGCUGAGGCGCAGUGGUUAUCACUCCCCCUGGAAUUUCGUCUAGAGGGACCCUUGAGAUUCUGCAACCAGCCCCCUGUAAUCCGUGACUUCAUGGUUAGCGCUCGGCUGAAUCAUCUCCAUGUUCUAUUUCUCUUACGGCUUGCGCUGUCGCAUCAUAAGCCCCAGUCGGAUGUUGAUUUAGUCAGAGUGUCAGCAGAGAUCCUGAACUUGAUUGUCGAAGCAUUGUUGCAAAAAGAUCAACUAGUCAAUUCAGGAACAUCAUUAACUUGGAAGGUAGCAUACUAUGGGUUAUCUGCAGCAGGAGUCAUAUGUAUGUGGCUGCUGCAGCAGCCCUUCUCACCGCAAGUCCCGGAGCUCAACAUCUCAAAAAUCUCCCAAAAGCUGAGUGUCAUCGUCGCCGAGAUAGAAACGGGAACGCUUGUUCGAAGCAAUGAUCCAAACUACAAGUUGCUGGAGAGUGCCUCGCAAACCAUCUCUUGCCUUCUUGAUCGUCUGUUCCUUGAGAAGGCCCCACGGCAAAUUGAUUAUGAGGUCAAUGCCGAAUUCCAUGCACCACUAUUAGGACACAUCGAGCAAGACGGAUGGAAUGCUUGGGAAAGUAAUGUUUUGCAGGAUUUUGAGUCAGACUUUUGGACCAAUCUUGCGGAACACCCUUCCUUGCAUUGA
Molecule: messenger RNA, 1380 nt
Organism: Neoarthrinium moseri
Lineage: Eukaryota; Fungi; Ascomycota; Sordariomycetes; Amphisphaeriales; Apiosporaceae
Exons: 4
Coding region: 1-1380 (459 amino acids)
Source: RefSeq, a predicted model, not a curated record